GAAGCCGAUGAAUAUGUUAAACUUGGCCACGAAGAGCAGCAGAAAAGGCUGCAGACGAUCAUAAAGAAAAUUGACUCGGACUCAGAUGGCUUUCUCACGGAAAGUGAACUCAGUUCGUGGAUUCAGAUGUCUUUUAAGCAUUAUGCUAUGCAAGAAGCAAAACAACAGUUUGUUGAAUAUGAUAAAAACAGUGAUGGUACUGUGACUUGGGAUGAAUACAACAUUCAGAUGUAUGAUCGUGUGAUUGACUUUGAUGAGGACACUGCUCUGGAUGAUGCAGAAGAGGAGUCGUUCAGGCAGCUUCAUUUAAAGGACAAGAAGCGAUUUGAAAAAGCUAACCAGGAUUCAGGUCCUGGCUUGAGUCUUGAAGAAUUUAUUGCUUUUGAGCAUCCCGAAGAAGUUGAUUAUAUGACGGAAUUUGUCAUUCAAGAGGCUUUAGAAGAACAUGACAAAAAUGGCGAUGGAUUUGUUAGUUUGGAAGAAUUUCUUGGUGAUUACAGGCGAGAUCCAACUGCAAAUGAAGAUCCAGAAUGGAUACUUGUUGAGAAAGACAGAUUCAUGAAUGAUUAUGACAAAGAUAACGAUGGCAGACUUGAUCCCCAAGAACUGUUAUCUUGGGUGGUACCCAAUAAUCAGGGCAUUGCACAAGAGGAGGCUCUUCAUCUAAUUGAUGAAAUGGAUUUGAAUGGUGACAAAAAGCUCUCAGAAGAAGAGAUUCUGGAGAACCAGGACUUGUUUCUCACCAGUGAAGCCACAGAUUAUGGCAGACAGCUCCAUGAUGACUAUUUCUAUCAUGACGAGCUGUAAUUCCUCAGUAGGUCUGAGUAGAGUACUGGGUCCUUUUAUAAUUUGUUACCAGCUUUACUUUUGUGAUAAAGUAUUAAUGUUGUAUUUUACACUCAAGUCUUACUACAGUCAGAAUUAUCUUAAUGUAGAUUAUAAUUUUGGCCUUUUAGAAGAAAAACAAUAAAAACUUGAUAUUUAUUUCAAAACGCAUUGAAGAAACAAAACAUUAAUAUUGUGCCAUAUGACAAGAGAGUCUUUCUUAAAUACUUCAUCUGUUUAGUACUGUACUGUGGAAUAUUUGGGUUCUAUUUCCAUACUUGAAAAUGGAGGAUUUUCGAGAUGCCUGAACAAUAUUAUUUAAGUAGUAUGUGACUGAGCUGUCAAUUUUUGGUUUUGUUCUAAGUAGAUUUAAUUUGGGAACUGACAGAAAGGACAAUGUUUUUAGGUUUAGCAUUUUGUUUUAAAACCUUUAAAGGAACCUUUAGAAGGACUUAACAUCUCACAUAUUAAUGUUGAGAGUUCUUAAUUUUAAAAUGGUUUCGAUAAAGGGUCUUAUUGUAUGAAAUAGAACUUUAUAUUUUUGCAUAUGUAUAGAUAGUAAUUAUAUUUAAUGUAAAACUAUAGCAUUAUGGUGUGUGGAAUUUGACAUUGUCUGGAACCUUUUUCAUUUUUGACUGAUUAAAAAAUGAAAUGUCCUAUCUUUUUACAUGUUUGUUUGCUUUUCUUUGAUCUUCUGUAUAAACCUUGGAUUUAGUACAUUA
Carlito syrichta (Philippine tarsier) is the source of this 1547-nucleotide messenger RNA. RefSeq names its product reticulocalbin 2 (gene RCN2). Gene Ontology annotation, cellular component: endoplasmic reticulum. Gene Ontology annotation, molecular function: calcium ion binding. The record is from RefSeq and is a predicted model, not a curated record. NCBI's taxonomy places the organism in Eukaryota, Metazoa, Chordata, Mammalia, Primates, Tarsiidae. Bases 127 to 807 code for a protein of 226 amino acids. The transcript is spliced from 6 exons.